AUGUCACACUGGCUCUUGAUUCCAAUUUUAGCAGCAGACAAACCCAAAUUAUUUCGCUUUCUAAAUUUGAACACUUGCUCAAGAGAUAACCAGGAAUCGUAUCCCGUGAACGGAUUUGUCGAGAUUCAGAUAGCCCUAUUCAAGAAUUUAAAAUGGUAUAGAUACCUCAAAGGAAUCAUGAUUCCGAAUGAACACUUACAUUCACAUUGGGGUCGAAGGUUGUUGUCAACGGUAACAGAAAAUAUUCAAAAUGGUGGAGACAAUGUACCUGUUGCUGUCCUUCUAGGCAUUGUGCUGACCUUGACCCUCGUGGUUCUGGUUGCCCUUUGUGCCUGCGGUGAAAAGGAUGAUGAUGCCAAGUUACAGAGAAUGAAAAAGAAAUCAAGUAGUGGUAAUAUAAAGGGAUCAGUUAGCCAAGAUGACCAGUUAGACGUACAGAUUCGCUCUAAAAGUAAUGGUAAUGUAGAGUCAAAUGGGGUCACUGUGGUGGAUUUAAACGGAGCUCAAAAUAACACACAGCAUUCCAGACAAAGUCAAGCUAGUACCACUUCCUCCCAGAUGCGACCAACCAGCCUGCGUGAACUCCCUGAAUUGCCGCCUAAUUCUACGGGAGUAUUGCCAGACAAUCACCCUCCGUCUCGCUCAAGUCAAAUCAGUAAUGAUGAUUAUGAUCAUUUGGGGCGUGUAAAGAAUCCCCCGUCACAGUCUGAAAAUUACGACCAUAUUGAUCUGGAAUCUCCUGCUCAAAUAAGUGAAGCGUCUGCUUCAGACCAAAUCUCUGAAAGUCAUUAUGCUCAAGUAAAUGAUAGAAAUUACGAAGUUUGUAACAGUACGUCAUCAGUACCGUUUAAACGAAGUGGGGAAGAGCCACCGUAUAAUAAAAUUCACGACAACUCGCCAUCGAAUGGUGAGGAAUCUCCGUACAAUCAAGUUAAAGAUAAACAGCAGUAUAAUUUAGUGAGUGCUCGUACAAACUUAUUUGCUCAUGGGACGAAUCGUUUUACAGAUUCCAGUGACCCCCCAUACAACACUGUACACGAUGACCCCUAUAAUCAGGUCAAGGAUGAUGACACUAGUGACCCCUAUAAUCAAAUUACUGAUCCGUAUUCCAUGCCCAGUGAAAUGGGGGCAGUGGGUGGUGUCAGUGAAAGCCAUUAUGAACUGGAACCCGAGGAUCCCUACACUAUAGUAGAUAAUGAAGAGGAGCAUGAUCUUCGUGUGACAGUCUUGAAUAUGGAUAGAUCUUCAGCUUGCUCAAACUCCAGUCGACCUUUCAGAUUGUCUGGAAGCGUGUCCAUAUCAGGAGAGUUACUGCCCCUUAUCAAUGCAGGGUUUGGAGCAACAAAAGAAGCGGAAGAGAGCACGGAAAAUGAUUACGCCGUCGUAAACAAGGAACGAAACCCGAGCACGACUAGUGCGUCUGAAAAAGAAGAAGUGGUAUCAUCUACUGUUGUACCACCAGAACCUCCCAGAGCUUAUGGUGCUGAAGAGGUGCACGGUUUGGGACCACAGAAUUCUGCCUCUACCCCACGUCUACCAGAAACCUCUCCUGCUGACUUAUCACUUACAGGAAUCGCCUCUACUUCACAAAAUCGACCAAUCAGAGAGUAUUCUAAAGUAUCAGCUCGUGAAUCAUUGGCCAGCAUGUCAGCUAGACACGCCCUCAAUCCGUACGAGGUAGUGGUUGAUAACGAAAAUACUUACGCCACGGUUGAUGGAGGUUCAGGCUAUGGUGUUGUGGUUUCAGCACCAGCGCCCUCUACAUCACCUGUCGCGUCUGCUUCCAGUAGUCGUCAUGGUAACCAGCCUAGCCGAGUGGAUGUACAACCCAUGGAUACUUACACUGAAAUUGGAGCAUCAGGUGGCGCUGUGAACAAUGUUCCGUCUGCACCAGUUCCGCCAUCUUUAGAUUCCUUACACCUGAUGAAAAAGCACGAAAGAACUCGACAUCUGGCUACACCUGAAGACACAAGUUUGGAAGAGAGCAAUACUAAUUCGCAUACGUCACCAAACAAACGCUCCAGCUUUUCACCAACGACUGCGUUGCCUGGGAUACCAAAAGCCAUGUCUUCUAGCGUACACGAAAACGACAUAAUACUGGAACCAAAGUACCAAAGUGUGAAAGAUUCCAUCGAAGAUUUGGAAAGCGAAAACGACCCAAAUUACGAAUCUGUUGAUGAAGCUAAAGCUCGAUUUCCAUCGACCAUAACAAAACGACAGCACCAUUACGAGGAAGUUAGUCCAACAACUUCUCAACCGACCUCGCCCAAUAAUAUUCGGACACGCGUUUUAAAUCGACACACAUACGAAGAUAUUGAAGAUGUCAAAGAAGAACAGAAACAUCUCCAAAAGUCACAAAAUAAUAAUAAGAAAGGGCCCAAAUCUUAA
Molecule: messenger RNA, 2388 nt
Organism: Lottia gigantea (owl limpet)
Lineage: Eukaryota; Metazoa; Mollusca; Gastropoda; Lottiidae
Exons: 10
Coding region: 1-2388 (795 amino acids)
Source: RefSeq, a predicted model, not a curated record